AUGAGCAACAAGGCGAUAUCCAAAUUAGCCGCUGACGCUCAGAUUGAGCACGUCCGGAGACAGUACGGUGCCGGACGACGGCGGGAUGCACAGCCAAGCCGGAUAGAAUUAAGCCUCAUUGCGGCUCUUGACGUUGUCUCGGAUCAGCUCUACCAGAACCCUUCACACUUCCUUCUCGAACUCAUUCAAAAUGCCGACGAUACUACUUUUUCGCCCGGGGUGACACCAAGCCUCAGUCUGACGUUGUUCUCGGAAUCUGAUAUCGGAUAUCUGCGAACGGAUUGCAACGAAGCUGGCUUCACAUUUGCAGACAUCGACGCUAUAACCCAAGUUGGGCAGAGCACCAAGAAGGGCGCAACGAACGGACAGAGGGGAUACAUAGGUGAGAAGGGAAUCGGCUUCAAGUCGGUCUUCAAGGCCGCCGACAUUGUCCAUGUUGCUAGCGGUCACUACGAGUUCAAGUUCGACCGGAAUGAACAUCUCGGUAUGAUUCUCCCCAUUCGCUCUGCCUUUCCGAGCACACAGCGACUUGUGGAUCAUACCCAGUUCCUUCUCCAGCUGAGAGAUAAGGAAGACUGCGCCAAGAUCGAGGCUGACCUGCACAAUAUUGAGCCUCAGCUUCUCAUUUUUCUCAAAAACCUCCGUGGGUUAAAUAUUCAGAUUGGCGACACCAGAAACUCCUAUCACCUUGAAGGUGAUACUUCUGCCGCGCUGGGAGAGAUUGUUACUAUUCAUUCCAACCAGGAAGGUGAAGUCACACCUGGCAAGAUGGAGUAUUCCAUCGCACGAUACAGGACCAGCGAAAUACCUAAGGAUGUCCGGAGAGAGGGAAUCACGACGUCCGAGGUUGUUCUGGCCUUUCCUAUUGAACACUCAAAGCCCAAGAUCAGCCCGCAAAAAGCAUUUGCUUUUCUCCCGAUCGAUGACUUUGGCUUCAAGUUCCUUAUCCAUGCCGAUUUUCUCCUUGUCGCAAGUCGGGAAGGCCUCGAUUAUGGUCGCAAGUGGAACACAGCUCUGUGGGAUGCCGUUCGAAAAGCCUUCUUGAAGGCUGUGAAACGGUUUGCCGCCGUUCCAGCGAGCUACUCAGAAGGGGGACUGCGAUAUUCGUGGCCCAAGUAUAUCAAACAUCAUCGACACGCGCAUCCCUUCUGGAACGAGCUACACGAAGCUAUUCUGCGCGACCUUAAAGGGGAGAAAAUUCUCGAAUCACGAGACCCUGUCGCUGGUCCCUACAACCCCCCAGAGCUCAAGUUCAUGCCCCGCAAGUUCAGGUUUGAAGGGGAGGCCCUCUUUGACUCCCCUUCUCUAGGCAAGAAGCAUCUAUCAUUCAACUACGAUGGUGUUUUUGAGGAGCUUGGCCUUCUUGGGGUCCAAAGAAUUGGUACAUUCGAGUUGUGCGAAGAGUUCUCAACGUGGGUUGCAGAGGUCGGCUCUGCCGGACUUGACGCCAAACCUGCAGGGUGGCAUCAGCACGUUGCCCGUCUCUUCUGUGACAAGACAGAGCUGAGAGACCAUCUGAUGAGCCUUCCAAUUAUCCCUCUUCGAGAUGGUUCAUGGGUCAGCGCCAAGACUGAACACCUGUACGUGGCCUCCGAGACUGAGGACGAAUAUGUUCCUAGUGGUAUCAGCAUAUCGAUCAUCGACCAGACCGCGUGUCAGGACUCGGUGAGAAGAAGCUUCUUCCAGUUCUUGGGCAUCCUAGCCUACACUCCGUCGCAGGUCUAUAAUCUCAUCAUGGAACUCCAUGCCGGCAAUGGUUCCGACCUGUCAGAUCGCCAACCGGAGGACCUGGGUGCUCCCGAGAUAUUCUUCUACGCCCGUAACUAUGAGGCUUCCACCCGUCGCAAGCAUCAGCUCUACAUUGACGACCGCGCGGCUAAGCCCCGUCUCGUCAACAAGUACAAACACACGCCAAGGCAUCCAUUUUACAUCCUGGAUGAACGAUACGUGAGCACAAUCUGCGGUGAGAAUAGUGCCGUCAAGGAGGAGUUCAAGAGCUGGCUCUUGAGAUCUGAAAACAUCUCGGCAAUCCCAGUCCUCAUCAGCAACAACUAUCCGAGCCCUGAAUGGGUGUUUCUCAGAGAUACGAAUGUGACAGAUCUGCUGCUAGUCAUUGAACAACUCUGGAAAAGCAAUUCCAUCAAUACUCGACUAUUCCCAGUCGUCCCAGAACUCCAGGUAGACUGUCGUGAUGGUACUCGUCGACGACUUGGCGAGUUAGCCAUACCGACUCCAGAUCUUCUACGGGCGUGUCCACAUCUUCCCUUCGCUGCCCUACCGACCCCCGAGCGGUGGGCAUUUCUCGAUCAGUUUGGGAUCCUCACGGCACCCAACACCACUGCCAGGUUAAAGGAGCUUCAGGCACUCGCCCGUCUCCCUAUCGAAUCGGUUGACAGGGACCUCGUCCAUGAAACCUACCACGGGCUCUCUUUAAGCAUAGAUGGAGAAGCUGCAGAGAUUUUAGAAGUAUUCAACUCGAAACCUCUAGUGUUUGUGGCCAGACCUCAUCCAGAAUGGGUCACACACGCUUCUUGUGUGUGGAGUGCACCUUCAUCCCUCAAACAGGUAACCAAGCUCUCGAACCGCUACGGUGACUGUAGGAAGUUAUUCUGCAACAUCCUUGGUGUUGGACCUGCCAGCAUCGAAAAUGUGGCAGAUGAGCUCUGUCUAUUGCAGGAGGAAACCUCAGACGGCAUGGUCGAACGCUGCGAGGAACUGUUGACGAUGCUGAGCGAACGUCUGACAGCAGGAUCUGAAUUGCCAGUUACACAUUACUUGCGCAUCCUGCAUGCCAAAGUCUUUCCCGUUGUGCGAACCCAGCAUCCUGAUACAAAGUCCGAGAUGCUCCUGAGAUCCCUACACGAUGCGGAUUGGUAUAUCCCUGACAGGUUGACAUUGGAGGCAGCCUUCCGAGGCAAGAUCAACAUCCUCAACUUUCCCGUUAGAGUGGUAAACCUUCUUGACUCCUUCUUCUCAAGGAUGAACUCCCGGAACAAGUACCUUUCAUCUGCCAUCGAAGAGACCGUUGAGCCACGAGGGACGUCAAUCCACGACAUGUCAACCGAACGAGACCUCAAGAUUCGGGUGCAAUACUUUUCUCUUCUCAAUCCACCACCCGAUCCCGGUUCGAGUCAGGACACCAGGCCCCUGCGAGUAUGGUCUGUACCAUCUGUCGUCAUCACCAGAAGUCUCGGUUCCAUCACAGUCGAAGAAGACAACGAGUUCGUCACAAUUCAAGAAACGACUAAUUACACAGAAAUCUACCUUCGUGCCGUCACUCCUCCAUCCAAACAGGCUGAGGUCAACUACAAACUUGCCGAGUUCUUUUCCAAACAGCACGAUGUCAAGCCCCAAGACAUCAAUCUCUUCAACUUGUUGUUAACUGCUCCACUUGACGAGUUAAACACCAUCAUGGCUAAACACAAUCGUUAUCCGCCUGACGCGAGAAGCACCAACAGCCUGAGCCUCUCCACUGGAACAGACCCCGACAUAAUGGUUCUAGAUGAACCCAGUGGACAGUUCAUCGCCCUCGGCCAGCCGGCUCAAGUUUCUGAACAGAAUCUUUCGACCUUUUCGGAACAGAUUCAGGCCCAAUACUCCUUGCGCCAGUUGAUCCCUUCGUUCCAGUCACGGUCUCAGAGCGUCGCCAGAAGCGCAAGGAACUAUCGGAUAUCGAAACGUCCCAUAACACGAGGCUUUAUUGAAGCGCGGAGCAGAAACGAAAGGCCUGAACAAUCCUCACGAGGCUUUCAGGCUCAGGGAAGCAUCCCUACAACGGAAGGCUUACCAGGCUCCUCGCGGGAGGCUGGUGAAAAUCAUGAUUCUGUUCCUGAAUUGACCUCCACGUCGUCUGCCUAUCAAGUCAGAACGAGGGAGGUCGGUUUUCUCGGGGAGGCCUUCAUUUAUGCGCUAUUUGAACGCAAUGUCAGUGAUUGGUCCUUUGAAAACUGGACCAGCAGACUACGAGUCGAGAAUGGACAUCCGCCUUUCACAGAACGCGAGAGAGAUUUUACUGACUUUACGUACCUCGAUACCCACGGCCACAUGAAAGAGUUCCUCUUACGAGCCGGCCUGGAUCUAAACCCAGCUUAUGCCAGCAACACCACGUAUCACCUGGAGGUCAAGACCACGACUGGCGGCGUUGGGGAAAUAUUCUAUGUUAGCCAGAAUCAAGUCAACAUGAUGCAGAGGUUUGACGAGGACCCCAACAACGCAUACAUUGUUUUGCGAGUGUACGACAUCGAGGGCGAGUACCCGGAUCUCAAGGCUUACCCACGUCCAUGGAGCCUUUAUCUCAAUGGCUUUCUCACGUUUACCUCCCCUCAUGGAUACCAGGUUUGCGAAGGAAGUCGAGAUUCUAGAUAA
Messenger RNA from Fusarium keratoplasticum, 4365 nucleotides. Its product is annotated as DUF3883 domain-containing protein. The transcript has 8 exons. NCBI's taxonomy places the organism in Eukaryota, Fungi, Ascomycota, Sordariomycetes, Hypocreales, Nectriaceae. Bases 1 to 4365 code for a protein of 1454 amino acids. The record is from RefSeq and is a predicted model, not a curated record.